AUGCUUGCAGACAGCGCCGGCAGGCCGUCUCCUACACUAGGGCCAGAACCCAAGGAGCCACUGUCACCGCACGACGUUGCUCACCUUCGACGCGUCUCAACUGCGACUGGAGUAUCCAAUGCUGCUUUCGACCCUUUCGAUACCCGAGAUCCCCAUUGGACCCUGGAGCAGACACUCAGAGCCGCCAUCGACCGCGGGCAGCAGACGGGUGCCGGGCCUUUGUCGCCGCAUGUGUCGCUCUGCUGGAAGGAUGUCUCUGUUACGGGUGACGACGUCGGCCGCGUUACUCAAAAGGAUGCCAUUUCCCUCUUCACGGACGUCGUUCCCUUCAUUCGGAAGCUUUGGACCAAGACACCCGAGAAGCUAAUCCUGGAUGGUAUUAAUGGCCUCCUCGAUCCCGGAGAGAUGCUUCUCGUUGUCGGUACACCCGGUAGCGGCUGCACUACGCUCUUAAAGGUGCUUGCCGGCCAGACAGAGCAUUAUAGAAGCUGCAGUGGCUCCAUCACCUAUAGCGGCAUUCCUCUUGACACCAUGCGCGAGCGGUUCCAGAGCAUGAUGUCAUUCAAUGACGAGGAGGAUAGCCACUUCCCAUAUUUGACAGUCGCCCAGACGGUCGAGUUUGCUGCAAGCACAAAGGCACCCCAUCAACGAAUCCACGGCAUCUCACGCAAGCAGUUUGUCACCAUGACAAGGGACAUCUUACUUGCCGCUUUCGGGCUCACCCACGCCGCUAAUACCCGGGUAGGGAAUGACUUUGUCCGCGGCGUAUCUGGAGGGGAGCGACGGCGCGUCUCUAUCAUCGAAAUGCUGCUGACCAGGGCGUGCGUCAGUUGCUGGGACAAUCCGACUAGAGGCCUGGACUCAUCGACUUCGCUCGACUUUGCACAAGCUCUCCGCACUGCCACCAGCCUGACCGAAAAUGUUUCCAUAUCGGCUCUAUAUCAGCCGAGUGACGCUCUCUCCGGCAUAUACGACAAGGUCCUUGUUCUCCAUGAAGGCCGUCAGAUCUUCUUUGGUCCGCUAGAUGAUGCUAAGUGCUACUUCGAGGACCUAGGCUUCAUAUGCAGCUCGCGACAGACCGUCGCCGAGUUCUUAAUCGCGGUGACUGAUCCAAACGUUAGAACCGUGAGGGAGGAAUUCCAUGACCGGGUCCCACGCACUGCGGCUGAGUUCGCUGAUGCGUGGAAGGCAAGCGAGGGCUACCACCUUCUGCGGCAAAAUAUUGCACAGCACAAGACAGACAGCGACUCGCAGAUGUCGAGAGAACUGGAUCGGCUCAAGGCCCAUCGUUCGGCUGAGAAAGCGCCUGCCACACGACAUCGCUCGCCCUACAGCCUCAAUCUCGCACAACAAUUUGCGACCACCUUCGUCCGCGCAGCCCAGCGUGUUCGAGGCGAGUAUGCAUAUUUUGUAGCCAUCACAGUCACCAUGCUGGUCAUACCAAUGGUUAUUGGAUCCAUGUUCUACGAUAUCAAUCCGGGCACUAACGGCUUCUUUUCCAAGGGUGGCGUCGUCUUUUUCAUAGUUCUUUUCAACAUCAUUGUCAACUUCGCCGAAGUGGUUGCGCAGUUUUCGCAGAGACGUAUUGUGGAAAAGCAGCACUCUUACGGCAUGUACCACCCGUACAUCGACGCGCUGGCGACUAUGAUAUCACAGUACCCCAUCAAGAUGAUAAACAUCCUCGCCUUUACGGUCAUCGUCUACUUCAUGGCGAAUCUCAAGCGAGAGGCUGGCGCAUUCUUCACCUUUGUUGUUUUUGUCUAUCUCACCACGCUCACGAUGACGGCUUGGUUUCGGCUGGUCGCUGCCCUGACAAAGACCGUCGAAACUGCGCUUGCAGUGGCAGGGCUGUCCGUUCUUCCUCUCGCCAUGUAUGCCGGCUACGUAAUCCCCCGCCCAUCGAUGCAUCCCUGGUUCAAGUGGAUAUCAUACAUCAACCCCAUUUUCUAUUCGGUUGAAGCGCUUAUGACAGUCGAGUUCCACGGACGGAAAGCUCCUUGCCAAAUGCUUAUUCCCUCUGGUCCAGGUUUCGAAAAUGUUGACGUCGCUAAUCAAGUUUGUCCAGUCGUUGGUGCAAAACCAGGACAAGCCUUCGUUCUCGGCGAUGACUACAUUGGCUUAUCGCUCGAUUACCACUAUACCAACAUAUGGCGCAAUCUUGGCAUUUCUAUCGUCUUCUUUAUCAGCUUCACCAUCUUGUACGCAGCAGCAACUGAGUUUGGAAAGAUCCAUGGCGUGACCUCUAGCUACAUGAUUUUCCGCAAAUCGCCGCCCUGGGCACGAGCGCAGACCCGACAGGACAUUGAGUCAGAUCAAACCAGCUCAGAGCACCAUGAGAAGGCGACGUCAGAAGUAGAUCAAAACUUGUUGCUCGCGCCAAGUCGAGACGUCUUUUGCUGGAAGCAUAUCAGCUACGACAUUGACGUCAAAGGCAAGAAGCGCCGACUGUUGCACAAUGUGCAAGGCUUUGUUGAGCCGGGAACCCUUACUGCUCUGAUGGGCGCAUCCGGCGCUGGUAAGACAACGCUUCUGAAUGUCCUGGCCCAGCGAGUUAGCACAGGCGUUGUAUCAGGCGAAGCCACCAUUAAUGGUUCCCAACUUGACGAAACUUUCAAGCGGCGGACGGGAUACUGCCAGCAACAAGAUAUCCAUAUGGCAGAGAUGACUAUACGCGAAGCAUUCCGCUUCUCCGCACUACUACGUCAGUCAAGGGAUAUUUCUAUUGCAGAAAAGCACGCGUAUGUGGAGAAAAUCAUCUCUGUCCUGCGCCUGGAAGACUACGCCGACGCCGUGAUUGGGGUGCCCGGAAAAGGGCUGAAUGCAGAGCGACGGAAACGUACAACUAUCGGUAUUGAGCUUGUUGCGCGUCCUUCUCUGCUCCUAUUUCUCGAUGAACCGACAUCAGGUCUUGACUCCCAAUCGGCGUGGUCCAUUAUCAGGCUUCUGCGAGAGCUGGCUAACGCUGGCCAAGCAAUUCUCUGCACCAUCCAUCAGCCGUCCUCCGCUCUUCUCAGCGAAUUUGACCGACUGCUUCUCCUAGCCAGUGGAGGAAAGACGGUCUACUUCGGAGAGCUAGGACAGGACUCGCAAACAGUCAUCGAUUACUUCGCCCAAUAUAGCGCUUCACGGUGUCCGGAAGAUGCCAAUCCAGCCGAGUACAUGCUUGCACAGAUUGGUGCCGGCACCAGUGGGCAUGCGACACUCGACUGGCCCUCUAUCUGGGACAUGUCCACGGAACGGCAAGCAGCGACCUCACGCAUUCAGCAGCUGGAGUCUGCAAAGAAUACGAGCAACAACACCACCUCCCAGGCCCUCAGAAAUACAUUUGCAGAGACCUGGCUUGCUCAAUAUAUCAUCGUGCAAAAGCGGCUCUUCGCACAGCAUUGGCGUUCUCCCUCCUAUAUCAACGGGAAACUCUUCAUCAACAUCGUAGGCGGCCUAUUCAUGGCAUUCACCUUCUACAAUGAGCCCCACUCCAUCCAAGGCCUCCGAAAUAAGAUUUUCUCCAUCUUCCUAGUCUUACUCCUCUGCCUCACUCUUGUCGUGCUCCUACAGCCCCGCCUCAUUACUCUCCGAGAAAUCUAUAAUGUCCGCGAAAAGCAUUCGAACAUGUACCACUGGAGCGUCUUGGUCGUCGCCAGCAUUGUCGUCGAAAUCCCCUUCAACUUCAUCAUCUCCAGCUUAUGCUUCCUCUGCUGGUUCUUUCCUGUUGGCUGGUGGCGAGACAUCUCCGACGGUCGAAGCGUGUUCAUGUGGUUUGUCUUCCUACUUUAUCAACUAUAUCAUACCACCUUUUCCCAGGCCAUUGCCACGAUUUCACCCAACGCAGAGACGGCAGCCAUGAUAACAAUAUUGUUCUACACCUUCAUUCUGGCUUUCAGCGGCGUACUGCAACCCCUCAGCCAGCUCGUCGGUUUCUGGCAUUUCGCGUACUACAUCAGUCCUUUCACCUGGCUGGUCUCCGCUCUCAUGUCAACUGGCACUCACGGCAUGCCCAUUGAAUGUGCCCCAGCUGAAAUCAGUAUCUUUCAACCGCCCGAGGGCAAGACUUGCGGCGCGUAUGCAGGCUCAUUCUCACAAGCCGUUGGAGCCACCAUCUACAACUCCGAUGCCACUUCCGACUGUCAGUUCUGCUCCUAUGCUGCAGCAGAUACUUACUUGGUGAGCUUGAACAUGAUUUACAGUGAUCGUUGGAGGAACGUGGGAUAUCUCAUCGCAUAUACUGUGUUCAAUGUUGCGGUUUUCGCUGCUGGAUUUUACUUUUACACUGGCCAUGGGUCUUUGAAAAAAAUGGCGAGGCUUGUUAGCAUAUUCAAGGCCGUAUGCUUCUUUAAUUCUUCUAGGAGGAUGGAGACUUUGAAGCCUGGGUGGUGCAGGAUUAGUGGGGGAAGGGAAAGAGGUGGUGGGGGAUCCGUACCGUGGGAUGUGCCGAAGCUAAUCGUCUCUCUUAACUUAGAUCCGCUCACCUGCUCGAGUAAUAUUGAUACAAUUGGAAGCUCCGCCGGAGACUGUGUAGCAGCACUCCACUAUAAGACGUACGGGUUCCGGCGAAGGUUCAAGAGGCAGCCAGCAUUGUACGGCGUUCCCGAAGCCCGUCUCACCGACCGCAAAUACUUCGUGAGCCCCAAUCAAGGGAAGUAUAGCGUCGCUGGUAUAGCAGUCUGGCCCUUCAUCCACGCCUCUGCUGUCACCGGGAGGCCUGCGGCGAAGAAAGGUACUACUGUACCGGGUGCCGAAGAGUUUCGGUAUGGUCAUGAGAAAAUGAGGGAGUGGAUGGAAGGGGAUGAGAGGGGGUGGAAAGAGAGUGAGGCGCCACUAAGGGAGGCGCUGAAGGGGGCGAAAGAGGAAUUCGGGGGCAUCUGGAGAGUAUUUGGUUACAAGACAGAAUUUGUGAUUGUAUAG
Molecule: messenger RNA, 4902 nt
Organism: Lindgomyces ingoldianus
Lineage: Eukaryota; Fungi; Ascomycota; Dothideomycetes; Pleosporales; Lindgomycetaceae
Exons: 5
Coding region: 1-4902 (1633 amino acids)
Biological process (GO): transmembrane transport
Cellular component (GO): membrane
Molecular function (GO): ATP hydrolysis activity; ATP binding; ABC-type transporter activity
Source: RefSeq, a predicted model, not a curated record